GGAGGAUCAGCAUAAAAAAGCAUAAAAACGUAUUUUGGCAAAUUAGAAGGAAUGCAAGGGGGGAUUUCCACUCCUGAGCCGCCAUUACCGAAACCUACCGGGGAUGGUGACACGAGUGUUGAGAGUGGCAGUAGUGUCACCGCUGAGUCACCCUCCUCCUCCUCGCUGGGGCCUGUGGAGAUUAUCCGGGCUGAAUUUACUAAGGGCAAUCGUCCAGUGAUAGGAUCACCAAUCUGGCCGUAUGUGUUGGUGCGAGAGGUUCCCUUGGAGGCUCUCAAUCAACGACGAACAUCUGUAGGGUGUGGCGCAGUCGAGCAGGCUGCUGUUGCUAGUACGGCGCUGAGUGCUGCGAAGACCUGGGAGGCCGGGGAGAAUGAUAAGAGAGUUUCUUGGCAAUGGUAUCGCGGACCGUCGAUUCACAACUGCGUGUAUCACCCUCAUAGACCCGGCACCAUUCGAGACGUCGCUAGGACUUUUAGAUUUUACUGUUCUCCGGAGUGCUUAAAACAAGGAUAUAGGUUUUUGGCGGAUGAGCAUUGUCUCCCCUGCCCAGCUAGUGAUAAGGAAGAUGAUUGUAUGUACUGUCCCUGGGCUACCAUUGAGGAGGACGAGGCAGCGGAGCACAGCACUACGGCAACGUUAGGACCGGACUUAGCAGCACCAGGAAGUGGUCGUGACCAAUCGCCUGUUAAUGAAGCACCUGCAUUAGCAGGAUCAUGUUGGACUGCUGUAGCAAAUACGCGGACGUAUACGCCGACACCCGAAGAUACCGAUCGGGUGCUCUGUGUGAAAGUAUACAGCACUGAGCCGAUACCAUACCACUCCUCCUCCUCAGCUACUCGCAUGUGUAGGGUAGCGGAUGAUAGAGUAGAUGACGAUAGCAGCGAAUCAGAGGAUGCAUGUAUGGCUGAUCGGGAGGGGACGGGGAGGUCUCGGAGGAGUGAUAACGCCUCCACGGACUCAGGGCCGGUUAUCGCGGGUGGUACUCUCCAACCAUUGACAUCGAUCUCACAAACUGGCAGCGGAUCUGUGUAUCUAAUGACCAUGCCGUGCUUUGACCCGAUGACUUAUUCUCCACCACUUCGAGAAAUGCUGUCGGUUUAUGGGGCGUUGGAUCACAUAGCCACGGGUCAGGCGAUAAAGCUGUUGAAUUGGAAUAUCCUUGCGGAUGUUGACGCCGGGGAUGUUAAAUUGUGGCAGGCUAUGUGCAUGCUGGAAGUUGUACAGGGCUGGAGUAACAGCCAAAAUGGAGUGCUACCGGUCAUCGUGUGUGGUGAUUUUAAUUCAACACCGGAAUCGGCGGUUUAUGAACUCCUCACGACUGGUCGGCUGAGCCCCUCCUCAAUACCGGAUGACCCUUAUGGUAUACUUCCACCGGUAAACCAGAUGCACCACUCAUUGCCAUUGCGUUCGAUAUAUCCGGCUGUAGUUAAUAGUGAAGCUACUUAUACGAAUUACACGCAGAAGUUUCAGGGUACGCUGGAUUAUAUAUGCUUUACUCAAAAUUCUCUUCGAGGCCUGGCAGUGUCUAACACAUACAGUUAUGAGGAGCUGAGUGCUGAAACGGCGCUGCCGAGCCCAACACAACCUAGUGAUCAUAUACUAACUGUUGGUGUGUUUGCAUACACGUAG
Messenger RNA from Perkinsus marinus ATCC 50983, 1632 nucleotides. RefSeq names its product carbon catabolite repressor protein, putative. The record is from RefSeq and is a predicted model, not a curated record. Gene Ontology annotation, cellular component: CCR4-NOT complex; cytoplasm; nucleus. Lineage: Eukaryota; Perkinsozoa; Perkinsida; Perkinsidae. Gene Ontology annotation, biological process: nuclear-transcribed mRNA poly(A) tail shortening. Gene Ontology annotation, molecular function: poly(A)-specific ribonuclease activity. Bases 52 to 1632 code for a protein of 526 amino acids. The transcript has 15 exons.